This is a messenger RNA of Coccinella septempunctata (seven-spotted ladybird), 982 nucleotides long. RefSeq lists its product as uncharacterized. Bases 1 to 873 code for a protein of 290 amino acids. The transcript has 7 exons. NCBI's taxonomy places the organism in Eukaryota, Metazoa, Arthropoda, Insecta, Coleoptera, Coccinellidae. The record is from RefSeq and is a predicted model, not a curated record.
AUGGUGAUAGUGGUUCUCCAAGAUGACAUAAGGGAACCAAUUUUAACAUACGGAGCCGAAACCCUGACAUUAACAAAUGCAACUGCAAGAAAGCUGAAAGUGACGCAAAGAAAGAUGGAGAGGUCGAUGUUGGGUGUAACUCUGAGGGAUCACAUAAGAAAUGAAGAUCUAAGAAAAAGAACUGGCGUAGAAGAUGUUAUCACCGUUGUGGCAAGACUCAAAUGGAACUGGGCUGGUCAUGUCGCACGGAUGAGAGGAGAUCGGUGGACGAAGCGAUUGUUGGAGUGGAGACCGCGAGCAGACAAGAGAAGUAGAGGAAGACCGCCUACACGCUGGACAGACGACAUAAAAAGAAUAUCCGAUAACUGGAAAAAUGUGAGUGCUCCUUAUGAAAGCUGUGGCCAUUUUGAGGCGGAACUAAUUGCGGAAAGCAAUAAUAGGAAGGAGCUGUUAACUCUGAAGCAGAAGUUAGAGGCUGAAGAAAAAAAUUCAUCUGAAUCUACAUCAAAAACGACUGUGAAUAGUGAAAUCACAGUCAUUUCAAGCAAAGAUGAUGAAAAAUCCAAUCAAAGACAAGAAGACGAUUUGGAAAUCUUCAAUGAUGAAAGUUCAAUCAGGAAUCCCGGGACAGCCAUUGUAUUUGAAGCUCCGUCCCCUAAUGUAAAAUGCCGUAGGAUGCGUUGGUCUGAAGAAGAGAAACGAAUAGCUUCAGAAGGCUUCAAAGAAUACAUUAUGAAUAAUACAUUGCCAUCAUUCCAAAAAAUACACGAGGUCAUGAAUACAAAUCCAGGUGUAUUUCAAAGAAGUGUAGCCACUAUUAAAACCUGGAUCAAAAAUGAAAAGCUGAAAAAAUCAAGAGAGGGAAUUAAAUAAUGGGAUAUCCAAUAUUUUGACUAUAUAUGCAUGAUAUCAAAUUAUGUUUUUAUUUUUUCUCUAUAUAUGUUAUUAUUCUAACGUGUUUCGUAUUGAUAGGUACGUAUUU